Molecule: messenger RNA, 1285 nt
Organism: Haliotis rufescens (red abalone)
Lineage: Eukaryota; Metazoa; Mollusca; Gastropoda; Lepetellida; Haliotidae
Exons: 4
Coding region: 14-1285 (423 amino acids)
Source: RefSeq, a predicted model, not a curated record
UGAUGUAGUCUUCAUGGUCCACAAUACGGACAAAACAGGAGAGGACAACUUCGCUCUCAUCAAAAAGGCCUUACAAGAUCUAGAAACAAAUCUGCAGUCAACGUUACCAUUCGCACAUGCCAUCGGAAUAAUCACGUACAGUGACAUGGCCCGGGUAGAACAUCAUUUUUAUUCUUAUCACAAGACCACUGAUUUUGUAAGUAUAGUUAUGAAGAACAGAGGCUCUAAUAUCACGGACGCGUUGCGGAUGAUGCGAGAAGAUAUGUUUGAGGAUGAAGAUAGGAACAACAACAGAUAUGGACCUAAUCUUGCAGUUCUGGUAACAACACAGCCACCUGACAACAUGUCAUCUGUUCUUCAGGAAGCCGAGGAGGUGAGGAGAGCGGCGGUAUCUGUUAUAGUUGUUGCUCUAGGCGACCUGCGUAAGGAGGAUUUCGAUGGAAUUGCCAGUAACAGAGACUGUAUCAUCGUUGGAUCAUUUGAGAAGAUGAAUCAAACACUAUCAGAUGUUGAAAGGUUGAUCCAUAGUGCAUCCGUUCCACUUCGAUUCGACCACUGCAGCCAGAUGAACCUCGAUGUCGCCAUUGUCCUUGACAUAGGAGACAAAAAUCUUGCCGCCACUACAGCAGCUAUACAACUCUAUAUAUCGGAGCUAGAUCUCGCGUACACCAGCAUUGCUUUGAUGACAGGCGCUAGUGAAAUAUGGCUGUACCUACAGGACGGUCAAUCGUUAGAUCAGAUACGACAGGCGCUGGGUAGCCUCACGCUUCAAGACGAACGGUCCAGUUUUGGAGACUUCUUGAGGGCGGCCAAAGAGUAUGUAUUCACCAGUAAGAAAGGGGACAGGCUUGGAAGACAUGACAUGAUUAUUGUGAUAACAGACAGAGAAGAAAUACUUGGUGAAGUUGAUGUCUUGGCAGCGCAAUAUCUUCACCAGAGCGGAAUACACGUGCAGGUUCUUGUUAUUGGAACUGUUCAGGACGACCUCCUGCGCCACAUUGUCAGUGACCAGGAAGGAUUAUGGAAGGUUGAAAAUGGGUCAGCUUUAUCUCGAGGUCUGCAGUCUCUUCAUCACCAGCUGUGUCCACCAACAUGCGACAGGUACAACGUAUACCACAAUGGCCUGUGUUACUACCACAACAACCGCCUGAGAAGGACGUGGCUGGAGGCCAGGGACCUAUGUUCAUCUCGCAGGUACUCCUUGGCCUCCAUACCAUCACAAGCCGAAGAUGAAUUCAUCAAGGAGCGCUUCGUCAACUCACAGCCUGUGUAUAUAGCCGGGUAA